GUCACGUGACCCUGACGUCAGUCCACAGCGCUGCGAAAAAACCCGACGAAAACAAGUCCUUAAGACGAACAAACUUGAACAGCCGCGUACGUCGGAACACGGAACUUUACGAGUCUUUGUUUUGCUUUUCGCUCACAAAGAGCAGCUGUAUUGCCCUUGUGCCCUCAAGAUAGACUGGCGCCGGUUUCCCGCACCGCUCUUAUUUUGCAGCUAAAGUUAGCUUGGAGCUAGCUGACACGGUUGGUUGUUUACGCCAUUUCCUUGUUGACAAACAUGACUCACAUCGGCGGCGUCCUGGGAUUCGCCCUACAUCUUAUUUUUGUCCUGCAACAAAGCUUGGCUACCGUCGCCCCGCCAACCACUGACGCUCCUCACAAGAACCUCGGCAGACCCGAAAGGGGACUGUACCAAGUGACCGGAACCAAUGACACUGUGUGCUUGCUGGCCUACAUGGGCCUCCAGUUCAACAUCAGCUUUACCUCUGCCUCCUUGAACAAGACGGUGCAAGAAGUCGUCAACCUUCAGCCCAACUUGACAAAGACUUCCGGGUCUUGUGGCGCAGACCGUGCCUCCCUGCGGCUGUCGCUGGACGCAGAUAAAACCAACCUGACCUUUUUCUUCACUCUGAACACUACAUCCAAUAAGUACCAUCUGAGUGAAAUUUCCCUGAAUGCCACCUGGCCGGACAUGAAAGAGCCCUUCUCAGUCCGUAAUGCCACCCUGGACUACCUUCGAGGCACCCAGGGUUUCUCCUACAUGUGCCGCGAGGAGCAAACCCUCGCUGUGGUCCCACAAUUGUCCAUCAACACCUUCCAGUUGCAGGUGCAGCCCUUCAACGUCACCAAGAACCAGUUUGGCGCAGCCGAGGAAUGCAAUCUGGACAAGGAGGACAUGUUGAUCGCCAUCGUUGUUGGAGCCGCUCUGGCCGGCCUGGUGCUUAUCGUGCUGGUGGCCUAUCUCAUCGGCAGGAGGAGGAGCCACGCCGGCUAUCAGACCAUCUGAGGUGGCGUCCCCUUACAUGUCCUCUCCUCUUCCUCCUCUGACUUUGAUUACUGUUAUAUUAUAACACUCCUCAUAUCUCUGCUCUUGUAUGCUUCCCACUCCCAAAUUCCUUCUUUAAAAUUGAUCUUGGGGGUAGACAUUUUUCUUCAUAACAAAAAAUGCAGAAAGAUGGUGAUGAAAGUGCUUUUUGUUUGAGCAAAGCAAAUGACAAAUCCUCAUUGUUGUUCUGCUAUUUAUGAUCUGUAAAGGGAAUUGGUGGAAUUUAAGGGAUUUUUUUGUUUUGUUUUGCUGGUUUUAAUUUAAGGGAAAUAAUGUGUUCAUUGCACUUAAUUUAGUUACGCAAAUAUGUUAGCGGUUUGUUUGGGUUUUUGGUCCAUCCUGCCGCUCAUGAUUGUCUCAGGAACACCCGGUGGAAAUGUUGUUACAUUACGCAAACAUGCACUGAUGGGGGGCUUAUUUUUAAAAGUUUUAAUGUUAGUCACCUCACAAAAACACUACUGUCACCACUGCAAUGGUUACAAUAAAGCUCCGCACCAUACUUUGUCAGUUCUGAUAUAGCAUCACAAAACACUGUCGGUUUCAUUAAAGUGGCACAAUUUAUGACAGUGGCUUUAAUAAGAUGCCAGGGCUUAGUAUGCGGGUUCUAAAAAGGCGGCACAAGGUUCUACGCUGGUUUUGAUAACUAGGUAUGCGGAACACUUUGUUGGUUCUUAUAAAGCAGCACAACUCAGCUGUCGUUUCCAGAAAAUUGGAACAACUUUUGACACUGGUUCUAAUAAGAUGCCACAGCUUGGUUCACCAGUUCUGAUAAGGCGCCACAAGGUACUAUGACCAGGCUGAACCCCACAACUUGGUAUGCCGUUUCUGAUAAUAAAUGUGCUUAGUUCUGAAAGCAUUACAACUCACCUAUAUAGAUCCCAAAAAAGUGGAACAACUUUGGAUGCUUGUGCUGAUAAAAUGCCACAGCUUAUUACACAAGUUUUGAUCAGGCGUCAGAACUCACUUCACCUGUUAGGAUAAAGCGCCGCAACUAGUUAUGCCAGUUCUGACUAACAUAUACUCUGUUGGUGGUUCUGAUAAAGAAUCAGAACUCACCUGUUGUUUCAAAUAAAGUAGAAGAACUUUGUAGACUGGUUCUGAUAAAAUAUCACAGCUUGGAACGGCAGUUUUUGAUCACCGAUAAAACAAUUUGGUACACUGGUUGCACGAUAAAGCUUCAGAAGUUACUUUGUCGGUUCUGUUAAAUCCCCACAACGUACUCUGCUGUUUUCCGAUAAAGCGGUCCAACUUACUGCAGUUUUCAGCCCACAUGUUCAACAACCACGAUAAUGUUAGCCUAGUUUUGCACAAAGCAUGUUGUUGCUGCCUCAUGUUGUGAAAGUUUUUUGUUACCACUUGAUGAUGCUUUUCCUUUCAAAACAACCCUUGAAGUGGCUAAAAAUGCCAUGGUCAGUGUUUUUCUGUUUAAUCAGUGCCUUUUCCUGCCUGCUGCAACAAACAGAUGAUAUAGGCGUACCUGCUCGGUUCAUUUAUGGAAGGUGUUGUGUGUCCAGCGUUGCUCCUUUUACGGAGCUUGAUGUAUUAAACACGCGUCUUUAACGUUAAGAAAGUGAAGUUUUCAUAUAACCUCCCUUCUCAUCUAAAUCAUUGUUUGGGGACUUUAUUUUGUGUGCUUUUAUUGUAUUAUGAGAUUUUUUUAAAUGACGAUCAAUAAAGUGUUUCAAAAGUUA
Messenger RNA from Nerophis ophidion (straightnose pipefish), 2732 nucleotides. RefSeq names its product lysosomal associated membrane protein 1b (gene lamp1b). Gene Ontology annotation, cellular component: membrane. The record is from RefSeq and is a predicted model, not a curated record. Lineage: Eukaryota; Metazoa; Chordata; Actinopteri; Syngnathiformes; Syngnathidae. The transcript has 6 exons. The coding region runs from base 274 to 1002 and encodes 242 amino acids.